UAGAAGUCCGGGGGACGCAGGGAGAGGAGCAGCAGAGAGAGAGCUCCGGGCUGGAGGCCAUACAUCCCUGUGUUACCCGCCCCUCCCUACUCACCUGCCCGGGAUCUGUCCGUGGUGCUGAGCGGCCGGGCCUGUAGCGCAGAGCAGCCCGGGCAUCUCCGGCCCAGAGAGACUCAGGCACCGGGGGCUGGGGGCAAGGGCACCGUCUGGGGGCGCCGCUACCGUGUCAGGAAAGCUCCGGGGCUGUGUGAGGCACAGGCCGGGGCAGCUGCACCCAAACUGCCACCCACUGGGGCCUGGCAGGAACUGUCAUCUACCAACUGCCCCCCUCUUCCCAAUGGGGAUCUACCGGCCCCAUAACUGACUCUGCUGCUCAUACAGAGACCCCCCCCCCCGGGCCGAGGAACCGUCUCCGAGCCCAAUCGGCAUCUGGCUAGUGACAAGGACAAGUCCCAGGCAAGGAAAUCACUAAACUGAGCCCCUUUUUCCAUAGAGACCCCCCUCAAGGUUGGACGGAAACCCCAAGCGCUUCGUUGGGACCCUCAUUGACACUCAAGGGGAAACUCCAAGCCCACAGCAUGGACUUUCCUACCAACAAGAAGACCACCAGGUAAAGGAAAAACUUCAAGCCCCCCAUUUGGGGAUCAUUUCACCGACAAGGGCCCCCCAGGAAAGACAAUCACCCACCUGGGAGACCCCCCAGCUGGGCACCAAGGGCAAGAUCACAGCUCUGGUUGUCUUUUCAUCUUCUAGGAGCUCCAAGGUCCUCACUGGAGACACCCAGGUCUUCAUAUCCAAAGAGACCCUUUGGGGGAACUAUAAAAGGUAAUCCACCCUUCUAUUUCUCCUGCUUAUAAAAAGAUAUAUAAAGGGGAAGCAAGCCCUCAAGUUCUCCAGGAGAUACCCCCAUUCGUAGACCAACGCUACAAACCUUUCCAUUUCUGAAACCAUCAAGGGUUUAGCAACUUUCCUGGGCACGAUUAAAGGUCAACCACCACGUUCUAUGGAUACUUCCAAGUGAACAUGGACCUCUGGUGAACAAGGUCACCUCUCAAAGAUCGACUUAGAUGCCACCACCUCCCUGUGGAUAUUAGCACCCAUCACCGCCCAACUUUAUCACCCACCUGGAGUCAAUUUUUACAUUUAUCCAAACAGAGUUGCCUUCACCCAACUGUGUACAAUAAAUCGGAGAUGAUUGACAUCCCUCCUGGUGCCUCCUAACUGGAUUUAAGGCUGACAGCAGAUACUUUGAAUAAGGAUUUUACCAUGACGGUGAAGAAAGAAAUAAUGUUUCCUGCAUAGGAGUGCCUUUUGCCUCUGGAAAAGCCGAAUUCGGAGAGAAUGCUGGGAUUCUGCCGGGGGAGAAGGAAGUUCCUGCUCGCCUCUCUGACCCUACUUUUUGUUCCAGCCAUCACCUGGAUUUACCUCUUCACUGGAAACUUUGACAAUGGGAAGACGGUGUCCCUGUCCCCGCUGGACGCUCAGCCCCACAGCCCGCGUUACUUGGCCCCCAGCCAGCGGGAGAGCCUGGAAGUGCGGGUGCGAGAGGUGGAGGAAGAGAACCGACUGCUCCGCAAGCAGCUCAGCCUGGCGCAGGGCCGGGGCCCCUCACACCGACAUGGCAACCGCUCCAAAACCUACUCCAUGGAGGAAGGAACUGGGGACAGCGAGAGCCUACGGGCGGGGAUUGUGGCUGGUAACAGCUCUGAGUGCGGCCAGCUGCCAGCCGUGGAGAAGUGCGAGACCAUCCACGUGGCCAUUGUGUGCGCCGGAUAUAACGCCAGUCGGGAUGUCGUCACCCUCGUGAAGUCCGUCUUGUUCCACAGGAGGAACCCGCUCCACUUUCAUCUCAUCGCAGACACAAUCGCUAAGCAGAUCUUGGCCACUUUGUUCCAAACGUGGAUGGUGCCGGCAGUGCGCGUGGAUUUCUACGAUGCGGAUGAAUUAAAGUCCGAGGUCUCCUGGAUCCCCAACAAGCAUUACUCGGGUAUCUAUGGGCUGAUGAAGCUGGUGCUUACUAAGACCCUCCCGGCCAGUCUGGAAAGAGUCAUUGUCCUAGACACCGAUAUCACCUUCGCUACGGACAUUGCUGAGCUCUGGGCCGUCUUUCAUAAGUUCAAAGGGCAGCAAGUGCUUGGAUUGGUGGAGAACCAAAGCGAUUGGUACCUGGGAAAUUUGUGGAAAAACCACCGUCCUUGGCCGGCGCUGGGGAGAGGGUACAACACAGGGGUGAUCUUACUGCUCCUGGACAAGCUGAGGAAGAUGAAAUGGGAACAGAUGUGGCGACUGACUGCUGAGCGAGAGCUGAUGAGCAUGCUCUCUACAUCCUUGGCCGAUCAGGACAUCUUCAAUGCGGUCAUCAAGCAGAACCCGUUCCUGGUGCACCAACUCCCCUGCUUCUGGAACGUGCAACUGUCUGAUCACACCCGCUCAGAGCAGUGCUACCGGGAUGUCUCCGAUCUUAAGGUCAUACACUGGAACUCCCCCAAGAAACUGCGAGUAAAGAACAAGCACGUGGAGUUUUUCCGGAACCUCUACCUGACGUUUCUGGAGUAUGACGGGAACCUCCUGCGGAGGGAGCUGUUUGGGUGUCCCAGCGAGGCCGACGUCAACAGUGAAAAUCUCCAGAAGCAGCUGUCUGAGCUGGACGAGGACGACCUGUGCUACGAGUUUAGAAGGGAACGCUUUACGGUCCAUCGCACCCAUCUCUACUUUCUGCACUAUGAGUACAAGCCGGCGGGAGACGACACGGACGUCACUCUGGUUGCGCAACUUUCCAUGGACAGGCUCCAGAUGUUGGAGGCCAUCUGCAAGCACUGGGAAGGGCCCAUCAGUCUGGCACUCUACCUUUCCGACGCGGAGGCCCAGCAGUUCCUACGUUAUGCCCAAGGCUCUGAGGUUCUUCUCAACCGGCGCAAUGUUGGCUACCAUAUCGUUUACAAGGAAGGCCAGUUCUACCCGGUCAACCUGCUGAGGAACGUGGCCAUGAAGCAUGUCAGCACUCCUUACAUGUUCCUAUCUGACAUAGACUUCCUGCCCAUGUAUGGACUCUAUGAGAGCCUCAGGAAGGCCGUGGUCCAGUUGGACAUGAAGAUCACCAAGAAGGCGCUGAUUAUCCCGGCCUUUGAGACUCUGCGCUACCGACUGUCCUUCCCCAAAUCUAAGGCGGAACUGCUGUCUAUGCUGGACAUGGGGACCCUGUUCACCUUUAGGUACCACGUCUGGACAAAAGGGCACGGCCCCACAAACUUCGCCAAGUGGCGCACAGCGACCACGCCAUACCGCGUGGAGUGGGAGGCGGAUUUUGAGCCAUAUGUGGUGGUCAGACGCGACUGCCCGGAGUAUGACCGUAGGUUUGUUGGCUUCGGCUGGAACAAAGUGGCUCAUAUAAUGGAGCUGGAUGCACAGGAAUACGAAUUCACCGUGCUGCCCAACGCCUACAUGAUUCACAUGCCCCACGCGCCCAGCUUCGACAUCACCAAGUUCCGCUCCAACAAGCAGUACCGCGUCUGCCUAAAAACACUAAAGGAGGAGUUCCAGCAAGACAUGUCCCGGCGCUACGGCUUCACCGCCCUCAAAUACCUCACAGCUGAGAACAACAGCUAAUGCCAAACAGGGGAGAGGGGAUUCCCCCAAGCUGAGUGCCAGCUGAGGGUGCCAGCCGUGGUCGGCCCAGUUCCGGGUGCACUAAAUCACUCAUUUUGGGGGUGAGAAAUGAAGACCCAUCCCUUGCCCCCACCCCAAUACGCCCGAGCACCCGAGCCUUAGUUAUAGCCGAUGGUGAACAGUUUACGAGAAAGACGCCAGCAAAUUCUGCUCACUCCAGCCGCCCCUUCCUUACAAACAUUUCACUCCUACAAAGGCAAAGAAUUCCAUUUACAUCUACGAGGGGCAUAUGGAACCCUAAUUGCACUUGAAUGGAUUCCUUUCCGAUCAUCGGCUGCGAAUUGAGGGGAGGUUCCCCCCCCUCCCCAACUUUUUUUGCACACACUUUGAAAAGGUUUUCAAUUUAGGGACAGGUGUACAGCGUAUGUGAAAAUCAGGCUGGCGCAGUACUGCCAUGUUCCUGCGGGUGGCAGUAGUUGAAAUGGUUUCAUAGAUACACCCACACUCAUACAGUUUAGACACUUACCUGUAGCAAUGUUGGCCGCACUGUAUACACUUGCGGGGCAUAUGCAAGAGAGAGCUGCUCAAAGUUCUGGUGCAAUUCUUACCUGCCGGAGGCGCUGUGUUCACUGAGGAUAGAAGAAACCACUCUCGGGCUGACUUUAACCUGCAGGGGGCAACGUUGAACAAUAUAUGUGACUGACAGCAACAAAAGAGACUCGUCUGUUAAUUUGUUAAGAAUAAUUAAAGGGCAUUUCUUUCUAUUUUUGUAUUGUAUCCAUCCCUGUACAAAAGAGGUGUGGCCCCCCCGGUCAUUGUGUAAAUAUAAGGACUGCUGUGCCAUGCAGGGAGGGGGGGGGGGGGGGGUCUGUUGUACCAGUGGGAUACCCAUUAUGUGUUGGUAAUAUCAUCUCUAUACAAACAAAUUGUGGCCUAGUGAUCUGGCUGCCAUAUCAGUGUUGGGGCUGGAAGGAACCAUGAAAAUCCCCACUAAUGUGAAUUCUGAGAAUUAGGAGCUCCCCCGCGCCUCAGCAUGGACUAGUCCAGGCAUCUGGAGACUGUGCCCCCCCCCAGGUGUUGCUGAAAUGCAAUAUCCCACAUUAGAUGCCUAGAGUGUUGGCUGGCUGAGCAUUCUGGGAAUUGUAGUUCUGCUGCAGAGUUACCUGACCAUUAAAAUAAACAAGGGGCAAUUAUAAGGAUUUUGUCAAUCCCUUGGGAGGCAAAAAGUUUCUGAAUUGCCCUGUGUGUUACUGCCCUAAGUCAUCAUAGACUCCUUCAGGUCAGGUCCAGACCUUAAGAAAUCUAUGAGGGCAGCCUGGUAUUGUAGCUUAUCUCACCUUUGCAGCAAUGCCGCUAUCCGAGGUACGUUAAAACCAAUCAGAUAUGAGCUUUCAUGUUUAAACCACAAUCAAAGUGAUCCAAGAUCAUUCCCAAUUGGUUGCUGUAGUUACUGGGUUUCCUUCUUCUUGUUCCCUGAUGUUCAGCCAGUGAUAGGUCAGCUUUCAACCAAUAGCCAGGCUGACUGGGGGGGAGCAGAAAAGUCGUGGUGGUGGUGAUGUGGGUGGGUCACUAUUUCGUACCGUUCAGUAUUAAUUGUCAUGGAAACAUAAAAUGUCUAAUUCACUAGCCCGGCCACCGGGCCACUUGCCCAACAGCAGAUGCUCAGUACGAAGAUGGAAACUCCCGGUGGGGUUUGGUUCUGCCGUGGUGUUGGGGUGAUUCUUGUUAGAUUUAUACACAAAAUGCAAAUAAAAUGGAUUUCGUUUUAUAA
This is a messenger RNA of Xenopus tropicalis (tropical clawed frog), 5377 nucleotides long. It is a transcript of the gene large1, whose product is annotated as LARGE xylosyl- and glucuronyltransferase 1. Gene Ontology annotation, cellular component: Golgi membrane. The record is from RefSeq and is a predicted model, not a curated record. Bases 1342 to 3606 code for a protein of 754 amino acids. The transcript is spliced from 15 exons. Gene Ontology annotation, biological process: protein O-linked glycosylation via mannose. Gene Ontology annotation, molecular function: glycosyltransferase activity; xylosyltransferase activity; UDP-glycosyltransferase activity. NCBI's taxonomy places the organism in Eukaryota, Metazoa, Chordata, Amphibia, Anura, Pipidae.